AUGCAUGCCCAAACGCCGCCAACCAUAGAUUUCCAGAUCCUCAGGUCCGAAACAAACAGGCUAAUAUCAGAAAUACAGGCACGCCAUGCUCUAGAUAGCACCCAUCACACAGAUGCAAAUUUGAAUGCUGAAGAAAUGCUUCUCAAUAUCUGGCGGGAUUUGCAAGCCGGUGAGCAUGAUCCAUGCGAGCUUGCUCUUGGAAUAGGUGAUCAAUACUAUCCAAAUAGUAGGCAUACAACUACGCUCCUGAUCGCAUUCUAUCUCCUUGAGAAUGGCCUUGACGAUGUUCUUGAUGUGUUGAUAUCUGAGAUGCAGGAUGAAAAAGAUGUGCUAAUAAAAGUCAAAGCCAGCUAUGCAUACUUCAAAAAGAUGGCUUUGCAAAUAGAAGAUGGUGUUUUUAUUCUUUUAAAGGAGUUUAUUAGCAAAGAUGCACCAAACGCUCUUGGAUUGCAGGCAAGCCUAUAUGAGUUCCUGGUCUUAAUUCACAAUGGAAAGCCAGACCAGGCAUUGAGAUCCUGCCUUAAUGAAGUAAAGGCAUACUACCCAUUACAUUCCCAGAAAAUCAAGCAUAUACUUAGAUUCAUAGUUGAUCCUACAAACAUCGAAACAGUGCUUGAGGCAAGCAAAAAAAGAUUGAUCGAAGCACUCAAGAUACAAUACUUCCGAGCAGAUGAUAUCCCGAGCAGAUGCCAUCUUAGAAAUCUUUUCAUGACAGGAACCUGCGCAUUGAAACAGCUCCUGGAAUCCGGUGAAUUACUGAUUGACCAAGAAGAAUGCACUCUUCCUGUAGAGAUACAGCUGCACAAAGAAUCAUACUACCACUCUCUUUUUGUAUGCCCCGUACUCAAAACUCUGUGCACCAAAAGCAACCCUCCUUGCAUGCUAGAAUGUGCACAUGUAAUCUCUUUUGACGCAGCCACUGUGCUUUCUAGAGAAGGCGCAUCAAGCAGCUUCAAAUGUCCUUAUUGCCCAGAAUCUUCUAGGUAUGAAAAUGUAGUGAAGCUCAAUAUAGAUUAG
Molecule: messenger RNA, 1017 nt
Organism: Ordospora pajunii
Lineage: Eukaryota; Fungi; Microsporidia; Ordosporidae
Exons: 1
Coding region: 1-1017 (338 amino acids)
Biological process (GO): proteasome-mediated ubiquitin-dependent protein catabolic process
Cellular component (GO): nucleus; GID complex; cytoplasm
Molecular function (GO): ubiquitin-protein transferase activity; protein binding
Source: RefSeq, a predicted model, not a curated record